Porites evermanni is the source of this 4390-nucleotide messenger RNA. The record is from the annotation of a GenBank genome assembly. Lineage: Eukaryota; Metazoa; Cnidaria; Anthozoa; Scleractinia; Poritidae.
AUGAUACAUGUCCAGUUGAAAGUUGUAUUAGAUUUCAACCGAGAUGUCCGCAUGAGAAAGCUUGACAGGGAUGGAAAGAACAACUUUCCAACUUCUGGUAAGUUCAACCCAUAAACCCCAAUAAGCGUUUCGCCAAGUAAAUGGAAUUUGGGGACCACACGAGGCAAAGAGAAAGUGUUUUGACAUCGGCAUGAUUCGCACCCACGCACGACCUCCAAGUUAGAUAUGCUGUUGCUCUGCUGGUUAUGCUGUGAACCCUGCAUGGAGCAAGUCGAGGGUAAUUUGUGUGGCAGAUCGCGUAGAGGGUAGAAUGUGUAAUUAAGUGAACGUACAUACCUAGUACUGAUCUCAGUAUUAUCUGCCAUGUACAUUGUUAGUACUGUGUAGCAAUGAUGCAACACUCAAUUAUCUCUGGAGUGAAAACUCAUCGACUGCUACAAAAAAUCCUUUAAACCCCGAUUAGCGUUUAUUUUAAUAAAAACACUACUACAUGAGCAAUGUGUAUUUCAACUUUUUAUUAUUUCAGAGUUCCUGUCGCUACCUAACUGCGGAAAUUGAUAUAAAAGCUUCUGUUCCUAGGAGUUCUAAGCAGGAAUUUACUCUCGGCAUCAGCAAGUGAGUGCUUUGAGUUUGCAAGUCUUCAGCUUCCUAGCUUUCUGCCCUUUUUAACUUUAAUCUCUUUCUAUUAUAGAGAAGAUCAAGGUUACCGCAAUCUAAACUUAUCAACGCGGACAAUGGGAAGACUUGUUUCUUUGGGAACUGAUUUUUUGUGGAAAUUCGACGGAGUGUAUAGGCGUUGAAACGUAUUUUGCGUAAACCGCUGACACUCAAACCGAAUUACACAAUAAAUCAGGGAACAGUGAAACGUAGGGAUACCAAUCUAAAAUUAUUAAAGUGGACAACGGGAAUCCUGGUUUGUUUGGGAACUGAUUUUUUUGUGGAAAUUCGACGGGGUGUAUAGGCGUUGAGACGUAUUUUGCGUAAACCGCUGACACUCCAACCGAUAUUACACAAUGAAUCAGGGAACAGAGAAACGUAAGGCCGGAUACCAAUCUAAACUUAUCAACGCGGACAAUGAGAAUCCUGGUUUGUUUGCGAACUGAUUUUUUGUGGAAAUUCGACGGGGUGUAUAGGCGUUGAGACGUAUUUUGCGUAAACCGCUGACACUCCAACCGAUAUUACACAAAAAAUCAGGGAACAGAGAAACGUAGGGCCGGAUACCAAUCUAAACUUAUCAACGCGGACAAUGGGAAUCCUGGUUUGUUUGCGAACUGAUUUUUUGUGGAAAUUCGACGGGGUGUAUAGGCGUUGAGACGUAUUUUGCGUAAACCGCUGACACUCCAACCGAUAUUACACAAUAAAUGAGGGAACAGAGAAACGUAGGGAUACCACUCCAAUUUGGGUACUUUUCAAAUUGGAAACUCAUACUGGUUCCCGGAGAUAUAAGAACCAUAAGAUACCCCUCUCAUUGAGAUUCUUUCCAACGCAAAAACUUAUUCUAACUUUCUAGUUUCUUUUAUUUCUACAGGUAAUGGUUGAGCACAUUUUAUUCCCAGAUUUGUAACCUUCAUUGUCUCUAGUGUUGUUGUUUUAGAUCGGCCACAAAACUGGGCUUUGUAGGCCGACUUUUAUUCAGUCUUUCCAGGUCAAAGCGAAGAUGUGUAUAAUUGGAGCUAAAAUUAUUAGGUGGAAAUUUGGGAUCCUGAAUCCUGACUGACCACAGACGGCUGCUUUUGGUUGAACUGUUGUAUCUUCGAGUUUGGCUGGUAUGAGUAUAUUACGUAAUGCAUUUCUCUUUUAGAAGGGUCUUUUAUAAAAUAUACUAUCACGAUUUCCCUUAGCAACGGCUGGCUUUUUAUAAGAGGCCAUAUCUCAUUGAGAUGUUUUUUGGACUUCAAGCAAAGCAAAGCCAUCGUUCUUUCGUGAUCGUUGACUUUCAACAGAUUCUUAUCCAUUAUUUUAUCUGAAUAACUAGGCUGGAAAUAUUCUUGUAUUACUCUUAAAUUGAAGCUUAUGUCAUUUCCGGUUCAUUUCCGGUUCAAUCGAACUGUUAUUAGCAUUGAACAUUUGACUUUGUUAACGGUGCAGUUUUUUUAAGAUUGCUUGCCAGUUUUUUUUGUUUAGAGAAAGGGUUAAUUAUAUCAGAUAAGUUUAAAACAAUUGUAUUUUAUUAACAGAUUUUCAAGACAAAAUAAAUAAAUCCUAUUGAAAAUCUCAGUCUCAAAUUUCAGCUACGAUAUUUUAUAAAAUAUAUUCUGGUAAAAAAGAAAGAGUGUAGUCGUAGCGCCUCAACCUUAAUAAACUAUUUUUAACUUUUAAAGAAAUUGUAAAGAAAUGUUUGAUUUGGAAAAUCUCUUUCGGUUUAGUGUUUUUUCGAGGUGUACGCACAUCAAGGAUUUUUUCUAUUUUUAUUAUUUCUCCUUUGUUUAUACAAGUAUUCAGAAUAAUUAUUUCUGUCCCUGUUUUCUAACAGGUACGAGUGUUUGCCAUUUUGAAUUUAUUGUAUGCCCUGCACAUGAAGUCUACCCGUGUUAUAAUGCGGUGCUACUAGAAAUAGAUGAACUGGUAAGUUUUUGCUACCUUCAACUUGCUUUAUCUGCAAGAAAAAUAAACUUAUUUGACUUAAUUUAGGCCUUUUGAACAUUCUUGCUUGCUGGGCUGUAGUCGUGUUUACGUUUUAUUAAUAAGCCCUGAAUUUUUGUUGUAAAUUUGUUUAUAAGCGAAAGUUUUUUAUGAGUAAAUGGCUUGGUGGAUAUGUGAUAUACGUCAGCAAACCCUAUUUACACAGUAAGCCAAGCUUAGAGUAAUAAAAUUAAGUUAAAUUAAUCUGUUUUCAAUUUAAGCAGAGAUGGUUUCAUCAAACUGAUUAAUUUUUUUUCUCUCAAUUUAUUUUAAAAUACUUUUUACAGCGGAAACAGGGCGAGAGCUCCAAACCAACAAACCCCAGUAAAAUAUGUAUGUUUACACUUGUUUUCCUGGCCUUGUUUACAGUGACUGUCACAGAUUAAAGUAAUCUUCCUUGUUUUAUGAGGAUCUGCCAAAGCAAAGAACAAGAGUAAGAAAGUGGAAGAGGAAGAUUAGUAACACUAAACAAGAACAUGAUGGAUAAAACAUCGGCAACACUGAAGUGAAGUAAGUUUACGAGUCUUUCGCUUAGAAAAUCGAGCUGGAAAAGCUUAGUCAAUAAAAUGUACGUCAAAAGGAUAGGUCUUUUUACCCGCCACUGUUGAAGGAGAAAGACCGUGGAGAAGAGAGGUCAUUUGAGAAGAGUGCUUCAUAAAUUGAAAAGAAGGGGGUAAAAAGAUUACUUACAGCAAAGUAUCAAUUUAGCCGUCCUGCAGACCAAAUUCUGAUGGAGCCAUGAGAACUCAAAACAGCAACAACAACAACCAAAAUAGCUCUUUGAAAUGCCCAUUCCAGCCCACGCUGGGACUCAUUUGAUACCUUGGGUCCAAAAUAGCCCUAAACAAUCGAACUGUAUUGUAGUUGAGAAUUCUGAUCCAUAUUAAGAUAAUGUUUACCACAAAGCCAAUGCCAACAAGCAAUAGCUGCGGUUAACAUUGGAUACUCAUAUCCAAAAAAGAAAGAUUUUCCAGUAAUCAGAGACUUAGUUAUGCAUGCGCAUAGGAUUAUGGCAUCGCCAGGGGGCAAAUAUUGCAGGUCGCUGCCAAGAAGUGUAUGGCGUGGAGUUGUUUCUCCGUUAAAAAAGCAGUGUCUUUGGACACAGAAUGCUGCAUUUUGCCGUGAUUUUAUCUGCAGCGGGGGAGACUUAGUUACGCUCGGCUCGGCGGCGAUCACAACGCUGUGCCGGUUUGUGACAACGAUCGAAGGUAUGUAUUGAAUUUUAUGUGUAUUGUUGUCUUGUCACAACCCACACGCACAGCGCUGAUCGUGGCCGAGCGUAGUUACACACCACGUAAUUACAACUAAAAAGCUUAAAUGAGCCCCUACAUUUAUACCUAAAUUUGCACUAUAUAUUCGAGACCUUUUCGUCAUGUAGAUCACUGUGUAAAUUCAGUAACAAUAAAUUUCACACUCAACCUCACGCAAGGAGUGUUUAUCGAUAGAAUUUAUCGCAUUAAUUAUGCAGAAACUUGAAAUUUCAACGCACACGGCAAAAUACGGCAUUCUAUGCCCACAGACACUUCUUUUUAACGGAGAAAGAACUCCACGCCAUACAUUUCUUUGUAGCGACUCGCAAUGUUUGCCCCCUGUCGAUCCCAUAAUCCUGUGCGCAAAACAUGCGUCUCCGAUUACUUAAAAAUCAUUCAUUUACAUCUGAUAAAUUAAUGGAGAAUUUUAAAUUUCUUUCUCAUAAUCAACAGCUUAACAGGAAGAGAACCUAGAGCCCCAAUCAAGUGUCGUGCCUUACAGAGAAGCGGAAAUCUGA